Messenger RNA from Suillus paluster, 1219 nucleotides. RefSeq lists its product as uncharacterized. Gene Ontology annotation, molecular function: nicotinate-nucleotide adenylyltransferase activity; nicotinamide-nucleotide adenylyltransferase activity. The coding region runs from base 60 to 911 and encodes 283 amino acids. The record is from RefSeq and is a predicted model, not a curated record. The transcript has 3 exons. Gene Ontology annotation, biological process: NAD+ biosynthetic process. Lineage: Eukaryota; Fungi; Basidiomycota; Agaricomycetes; Boletales; Suillaceae.
CUGAACGGAUACUUUGAAAUGGUGAGCUGCCUCAUCCCUGUUGAAUUCAUACCACUACUAUGACCACCCAAAGCAGCUCGACUACCUUCACGAAUCCUCCAAACUAUACUUUCACUUCUCAUCGUCUCAAUAGAAUUCUACAUAAUUCCACAAAGCAACCUAUCGUUCUCGUAGCAUGCGGUUCCUUCAACCCCAUCACAUAUCAUCAUCUCCGAAUGUUCGAAAUGGCCAAUGACUUUGUUCGGCAGAACACGGAUUUUGAGAUUGUUGGUAGUUAUCUCAGUCCAGUCAGCGAGGAGUACGAGAAACCUGGUUUGGUUCGCGCUCAUCACCGGGUUAAAAUGUGCACCCUUGCUACGGAGCAGGAGUCAUCAGGGCUAAUGGUAGAUUCGUGGGAAGCAUUCCAGAAUUAUCAGCGCACGGCUGUCGUCCUCGACCACUUUGAUUACGAGAUCAACACGAUUCUCGGCGGGGUAUCCACCCGAGAUGGUGAACAUCGGGAUGUUCGGAUCAUGCUUCUUGCCGGUUCCGACCUGAUCAGCACUAUGUCUGAGCCCGGUGUUUGGUCUCAUAAUGAUCUUGAUCGUAUACUUGGACGCUAUGGCACGUUUGUCAUUGAGCGCACAGGAUCAAGCAUGGAUCAAGCGACUGACAGCUUGGCACGCUGGCGGAACAGCAUCUAUCCCAUCCCCCAAUUGGUCCAGAACGAUGUUUCCUCCACGAAAGUUCGGCUGUUCUUUCGUCGGGGUCUCUCAGUUCAAUACCUCAUCCCAGCUGCUGUUAUUGAAUAUAUAAAGCAGAACCGUCUAUACCUAGACGACGGGUCUGGCCUGGAGAAAGACAAAGGGAAGGACAAGGAGAGUGGAGAUGCCGAAACUAGCCUUCGAGACAGCGGAUGCCUACAAUCCUAACUGGCUUCCAUACGAUACCUCGGAACGUUGAUUUAUUCUAGAAGAAGAUGUAUGUAUCCACAGAUGCUAACGGUGGCGCAGUUGGUGGUCUUAGCUCCGGCAGCCAAGUACUGUACCAACUGAUACGCUCGCUGAGCGCAUGACGACCGACUUCACUGCUUGGUCCAAAUGCUGUGCCGCAAGCGCUUCGCUCUUUUUGUCUUCUAAAUUUACCCCCUGCUUAAGCUUACCAAACCUAUGACGCUAAUAUGAAAUUGAGACAACACGUUCCCAUCCGAACCUGAAUAUCUAUCUAAGUUUGUCGAUUG